AUGCAGCAGUGUCAGUUGGUGGAACAGAAGAUUGCUGCAAAGUGUAAUAUGUCUGCUCUGAAGAAAUAUAAACACCUGAGCACAAUGGAAAUGCAAGAUAGCAAGGAGAAAGGAAUAAAAGACAGAAAAGAACAUCAAGCAUGGUACUUGAAAAUAUCAAAGCUGGCACUGGCUUUGGCAAUUAUCCACUCAAAGCCUCCAGAAAAAAGCAGCAAAGAAUACACAGAGCAUCUUGCUAAAAUUAUUUCUGGACAGGAUUUUAAAUGGAGAUCAAAAGUUGAAGCAUUAGAAGCUGAAGUCCUUAGAUUACGUCAGGAGCUUCUUUUGAAAAAGAUCUGUCCAAGAUUCUGCUUGGAGAAUAGAAACCCAGAUGCCUUUACUGAAAUUCUGCUGGAUCAAGAACAUAUAAACCCUAUAAUAAAUUGCUCAAGUCAGCUAGAAGAUUCUGGGUGUGAUGUAUCUAGUGACUGUGUAUUUGAUACUGUAGACACAUCCCAUAACUUUGGGCACUCUGAGCAUAGUUGUAACACUUCAUCUUGUACAUUUAAUUCUGAAAUACUUCCCAUAUUGAAUACUCAUUGUACUAGCAAGGAAAAAACUCUGGCUGCUCACAUGCAAUUCUUGCAACAUCUCCUUGAAUUAAGAAAACUGACUGAAGCAGGAGGUCUGAAAACAGUCUUUACAAAGCUUGAAAGCGACUGCUCCACAAUAUCAGAUUCUGUCUCUCGAUUGCUUGAUGGCCUGCUUACUUUUUACAAGAAUCCUAAAUUUCCUGUCUCAAAUUUUCUGACAGAAGGAGUUUCUGUUUUGAUCAAUUUAAUAACUGAUGCUAAUUUAUCUAAUCAUGUUCUGAAAAUGUGUUUUGAGAAGCUAGAAGAAUUUAAGAAAAACCUAGUUCAGGUUAUUUUAAGCAACAGCAAUAUCAAUAGGUUUCAGGUGCAGUAUCUCGUGUCCCACACUCUUGUUUUGCUGGGAAGGUGCAACAAAUUAAGGAAGUCUAUAAUAUCUCUGCUGUUAUCUGAAGUAAAUCAAUUUGUGGAUGAGUUGCAACAAGCCCACCAG
This is a messenger RNA of Chelonoidis abingdonii (Abingdon island giant tortoise), 1062 nucleotides long. NCBI's taxonomy places the organism in Eukaryota, Metazoa, Chordata, Testudines, Testudinidae. The record is from RefSeq and is a predicted model, not a curated record.